Molecule: messenger RNA, 8545 nt
Organism: Apodemus sylvaticus (European woodmouse)
Lineage: Eukaryota; Metazoa; Chordata; Mammalia; Rodentia; Muridae
Gene: Baz2a
Product: bromodomain adjacent to zinc finger domain 2A
Exons: 30
Coding region: 283-6039 (1918 amino acids)
Cellular component (GO): rDNA heterochromatin
Molecular function (GO): DNA binding; protein binding
Source: RefSeq, a predicted model, not a curated record
AGUCUGUCAUACAGGGACAUCACCCUACAGCAGUUCAGGCUGUGUGGUUCGCAGGAAGUAUACAUUUGGCUUUUUUGGUUUUUCGAGUUCCCAGUCCAUAGUUGGGCAGGAUCUAACAGUAGCCUUCAACUGAAGCGAGACCCAAGAACAGUGAGAAGCUGGGUCCGAAUCCGGAGUCCUGCCCGCCUGACAUGGGAAUCUUCCCAACGACCAAGGCCCUGCAGAUGACACCAGGAAAGCAGUGAUCCAGGCAGGACCAGUUUGUCCCUACAGGACAUAGAAAUGGAGGCAAACGACCAUUUUAACUUUACUGGCCUUCCUCCUGCACCAGCUGCCUCAGGACUGAAACCCUCUCCUUCCUCAGGGGAGGGCCUCUACACUAACGGGUCUCCCAUGAACUUCCCACAGCAAGGGAAAAGUUUGAAUGGGGAUGUGAAUGUUAAUGGCUUAUCUACUGUAUCUCACACUACUACUUCAGGGAUUUUGAACUCUGCUCCCCACUCCUCUAGCACCUCACACCUCCAUCACCCUAAUGUGGCCUACGACUGUCUUUGGAACUACUCACAGUACCCAUCUGCCAAUCCUGGCAGCAACCUCAAGGACCCACCCCUUCUUUCUCAGUUCCCUGGGGGACAAUACCCGCUCAACGGUAUCCUUGGGGGCAGCCGACAACCUUCAUCCCCAAGUCACAACACUAAUCUUCGAGCUGGGAGCCAAGAGUUCUGGGCCAAUGGUACCCAGAGUCCGAUGGGGCUUAACUUCGACUCACAGGAGCUGUAUGAUUCUUUUCCUGACCAGAAUUUUGAGGUGAUGCCCAAUGGACCCCCAAGUUUUUUCACCUCGCCACAGACUUCUCCAAUGUUGGGGUCUAGUAUCCAGACCUUUGCACCUUCCCAGGAUGUAAGCAGUAACAUCCAUCCUGAUGAGACAGGAGAAAAGGAACUGACUUCAGUUGUAGCAGAAAACGGCACUGGCUUGGUAGGCAGCCUGGAGCUGGAGGAAGAACAGCCAGAACUGAAGAUGUGUGGCUACAAUGGUUCUGUCUCCUCUGUGGAGUCUUUACACCAAGAAGUCUCCGUCCUGGUCCCUGAUCCCACAGUGAGCUGUCUAGAUGAUCCUUCACAUCUUCCUGAUCAACUGGAAGACACUCCAAUCCUCAGUGAAGACUCUCUCGAGCCUUUUGACUCUCUGGCAACAGAGCCAGUCAGUGGCGGGCUUUACGGUAUGGACGACACAGAGCUGAUGGGUGCAGAAGACAAGCUGCCACUGGAGGGCAACCCUGUGAUCUCGGCCCUCGAUUGCCCUUCUCUCAGUAAUGCUAAUGCCUUCAGUCUCCUGGCUGACGACAGCCAGACAUCAGCCUCCAUCUUUGUCAGCCCCACCUCCCCACCCGUCUUAGGGGAUUCUGUCUUGCAAGAUAACAGCUUUGGACUUAACAGUGGCAGUGACUCUGAACAGGAAGAAAUGGAGACCCAGUCUUCAAACUUCCAACGUCCCCUGACUGAGCCAGCCCCUGACCAGCCACCUAGUAUUCAACUACAUCCAGCAGUCUCACCAACAGCCUCCCCAGUAGCCUCCUUGACAGCAUCUGCAGAAAUCUCUCCAGCUGUCUCUCCAGUAGCAUCCUCGCCUGUCCCUCCUGAAGUCUUUGCAGCAGUCUCUCCAGCUUCCUCACCUGCUCUCCCAACUAUCUCUUUGGAAGCUUCUAUGACAACUCCAGUAACUUCUUCUCAAGGUUCCCCUGAACCUGCUCCAGCAGCUGCCUUCCAGACAGUCUCCCCAGGAAGUAAAGAUGUCAGCAAUGCCCCUGAAGCUUGUGCUGAUCGGGAAGAGAUGACUGGAGACGUAGUCGCAGUCUCUGGUAGUGGGGAUGUACUGAAGAGACGUAUUGCUACCCCAGAAGAAGUUCGUCUUCCCCUCCAGCAUGGGUGGCGAAGAGAAGUACGCAUCAAGAAGGGCAGCCAUCGGUGGCAGGGGGAGACUUGGUAUUAUGGCCCCUGUGGGAAGAGAAUGAAGCAAUUUCCAGAAGUUAUCAAGUACCUGAGCCGAAAUGUGGUGCACAGUGUCCGCCGUGAGCACUUCAGCUUCAGUCCCCGCAUGCCUGUUGGAGAUUUCUUUGAAGAAAGAGAUACACCAGAGGGUGUGCAGUGGGUCCGGUUAUCAGCAGAGGAGAUUCCUUCCAGAAUUCAAGCAAUCACUGGCAAACGAGGCCGACCUCGGAACAAUGAGAAGGCUAAGAGCAAGGAAGUUCCCAAAGUGAAGCGGGGCCGAGGUCGGCCUCCUAAGAUCAAAAUGCCUGAGCAGACGAAUAAAGCAGAUAGCCGGCUUCCAAAGAAACUGGAAACCCAAGAAAUACUGAGUGAGGAGGAUAAAGCAAAAAUGACUAAAAGCAAAAAGAAGAUGAAGCAGAAGGGACAGCGUGGAGAGAGUCAGACUCCUGUCCAAGGGCAGCACAAGCAGAGGUGCUUUCAGAGUCAUUUGAGGAGAAAUGACUUCCCUUAUGGUUUACAGGCCAGAAACAAGAGGAAGCAAGACACCAAGAACUUAAAGCAGAAGGACACUAAGAAGAAAUUCAAGGCUGAGAAAGAGAAGAUGAAGACAAAGCAGGAGAAGCCAAAGGAAAAGGUAAAGAGGGAAAAGAAGGAAAAAGUAAAAGUGAAGGGAAAGGAAGAGCCCAGAGCCAGGCCGUCCUGUCGAACCGCUGCACAGAGGCGGCUGGAGGAGCAGCAGAGGCAGCAGGCUAUCUUGGAGGAGAUGAAGAAGCCCACAGAGGAUAUGUGUCUGGCUGACCACCAGCCCCUGCCCGACUUCACACGCAUCCCUGGUUUAACACUGUCCAGUAGGGCUUUCUCAGACUGCUUGACCAUCGUGGAGUUCCUGCACAGUUUUGGCAAAGUGCUGGGCUUUGACCUUACCAAAGACAUUCCUAGUCUAGGAGUGCUGCAGGAGGGACUCUUAUGUCAAGGCGACAGCUUGGACAAAGUGCAAGACCUGCUGGUGCGGCUCCUGAAGGCUGCACUCCAUGAUCCUGGCCUGCCUCCCUACUGUCAGUCCCUGAAAAUCUUGGGGGAGAAGGUGUCGGAGAUCCCGUUGACCAGAGACAAUGUGUCUGAGAUCCUGCGCUGCUUCCUCAUGGCAUACAGAGUGGAGCCAUCCUUCUGCGACAGCCUGCGUACCCAGCCUUUCCAGGCCCAGCCCCCUCAACAGAAGGCUGCGAUUCUCGCCUUCCUUGUGCAUGAGCUCAACGGUUCCACCAUUAUCAUCAAUGAGAUUGACAAGACUCUGGAGAAUAUGUCCAGCUACAGGAAAAACAAAUGGAUUGUUGAAGGCCGACUCCGGAGACUGAAAACUGCUCUGGCCAAGAGAACUGGGCGGCCUGAGGUUUUGAUGGAAGGGGCAGAAGAUGGCCUGGGACGGAGGCGCAGCUCUCGGAUCAUGGAGGAAACCAGUGGCAUAGAAGAGGAGGAAGAGGAGGAAAGUACGGCAGCGAUCCAUGGUCGCAGGGGUCGAAGAGAUGGAGAGGUUGAUGUUGUGGCAUCCAGCAUUCCAGAGCUAGAGCGCCAUAUAGAAAAACUCAGUAAGCGUCAGCUCUUCUUUAGAAAAAAGCUGCUUCACUCAUCACAGAUGCUUCGGGCAGUGUCCUUGGGUCAAGACCGCUAUAGACGCCAUUACUGGGUAUUACCAUGUCUUGCUGGUAUCUUUGUGGAAGGAUCGGAGGGGAGCACAGAUACUGAAGAUGAAAUAAAGCAAGAAACUGAGUCCUUGAUGGAAGCAGUCACUUCAACACCCCGCUCUGCCCGAGUCUCUGUAAAGAGGGAGUCAGUUGGCUCUAACACCUCUACUUCUCCGGGCCGGUCCCGAGGCCGGCCUCGAAAACCUAAGCCUGGGUCUGUGCAGCCUCAGCACCUUAUGUCCACCAUCGGGGAACAUGAUUCAGAACAAGCCCAGACUCAAGCUCACCCUGGACCUCAGCCUCAGCCUCAGGCCCCUACCCAGCCCCAUCUUCAGUCCAGUAGCGGGUUCCUAGAGCCAGAAGGUUCCCCUUUCUCUCUGGGUCAGAGCCAGCAUGACCUCAGCCAGUCUGCCUUCCUGUCUUGGCUGAGCCAGACUCAGAGCCACAAUUCCCUACUGAGUAGCUCAGUCCUCACGCCUGAUAGCAGCCCAGGAAAAUUAGACUCUGCUCCAUCUCAGUCCCUGGAGGAGCCAGAGCCUGAUGAGGCACAAUCCUGCCGUGGGCCUCAAGGUCCCUGGUUCAACUUCUCAGCCCAGAUACCCUGUGAUGCUGCUCCUACACCACCCCCUGCAGUUUCUGAAGACCAACCUACUCCCUCCCUCCAGCUGCCUGCCUCCUCUAAACCAAUGAACACACCUGGUGCUGCCAAUCCUUGUUCCCCAGUGCAGCUCUCUUCCACCCACUUGCCUGGAGGGGCCCCUAAGAGGCUAUCAGGGGACUCUGAAGAAAUGCCACAGAGUCCCACAGGGCUGGGACAACUAAAGCGGAGAGGGAGACCUCCUAGCAAGUUCUUCAAGCAGGUGGAGCAGCAUUACUUAACCCAGCUGACAGCCCAGCCUAUCCCCCCUGGUGAGCAAGCUUGGCUAGGACAGGGCAAGCAUGGAGACAUGUGCUCAGGCUGGUGGUGGAUCCGAGAUCCUGAGACACUGGAUGUCCUGCUCAAGGCACUGCAUCCCCGAGGCAUCCGGGAGAAGGCUCUUCACAAACAUCUCAGCAAGCACAAGGACUUUUUGCAGGAAGUUUGUUUACAGCCCUUAACUGAUCCCAUCUUUGAGCCUAAUCAGCUGCCUGCCUUGGAAGAAGGAAUUAUGAGCUGGUCCCCCAAAGAGAAAACUUACGAAACAGACCUGGCUGUGCUUCAGUGGGUGGAGGAGCUAGAACAACGGGUUGUCCUCUCGGAUCUACAGAUCCGGGGCUGGACAUGCCCUAGCCCAGACUCCACCAGAGAAGACUUGACCUACUGUGAGCAUCUGCCUGAUUCCCAGGAGGAUAUCCCUUGGAGGGGUCGGGGCAGGGAAGGAACAGUACCUCAGCGGCAGAACACCAACCCUCUGGACCUGGCUGUGAUGCGAUUGGCUGUUCUGGAGCAAAAUGUAGAGCGGCGGUACUUGCGGGAGCCCCUCUGGGCGGCCCAUGAGGUGGUAGUGGAGAAGGCCCUACUGAGCACGCCCAAUGGUGCCCCUGACAGCACCUCAACUGAGAUAUCCUAUGAGAUCACCCCUCGUGUCCGAGUCUGGCGGCAGACACUUGAGAGGUGCCGUAGUGCAGCCCAAGUGUGCUUGUGUGUGGGCCAGCUGGAAAGGUCCAUCGCGUGGGAGAAGUCUGUCAACAAGGUGACCUGCCUGGUCUGCCGGAAGGGUGACAAUGAUGAGUUUCUCCUGCUUUGUGAUGGGUGUGACCGAGGCUGCCACAUUUAUUGUCAUCGGCCCAAGAUGGAGGCUGUUCCAGAAGGAGACUGGUUCUGUGCUGUCUGUCUGGCCCAGCAGGUGGAGGAAGAAUACACUCGGAGGCCUGGUUUUCCAAAACGAGGCCAAAAGCGGAAAAGUAGUUUUCCACUGACCUUCACAGAAGGUGACAGCCCGCGCCGGCGGCGACGGAUGUUGUCAAGGAGCCGAGAAAGCCCAGCAGUGCCUCGGUACCCAGAAGACAGGCUGUCUCCCUCCAAAAGACGGCGACAUUCAAUGAGAAGCCACCACAGUGAUCUCACAUUUUGCGAGAGUAUCCUGAUGGAGAUGGAGUCCCACGAUGCAGCCUGGCCUUUCCUGGAGCCUGUGAACCCUCGCUUGGUGAGUGGAUACCGACGUGUCAUCAAGAACCCUAUGGAUUUUUCCACCAUGCGAGAACGCCUGCUCCGUGGAGGGUACACUAGCUCAGAAGAGUUUGCAGCUGAUGCCCUGCUGGUUUUUGACAACUGCCAGACCUUCAAUGAGGAUGACUCUGAAGUGGGCAAGGCUGGGCACAUCAUGCGCCGCUUCUUUGAGAGUCGCUGGGAGGAAUUUUAUCAGGGAAAACAGGCCAAUCUGUGAGGCAAGGAAGGUGGGAGUCACCUUAUGGCAUCUCCUCCAACCUUCCAAACAAAAGCCUGCCGUUCUCACCUGCUGAUGGCUGCCCUGGGUGGACUCAAGUCAGGCAGUGCUGAUUUUUGAUUCUGCCCUUGGCAGCACCCACACCCUCUUGUUCCUAAUCCCUUUUCUCCUUUCCUCCUCUUGCUCCUCAAAUAAGAGAUGCAGAGAUGAGGUCCUUCUGGAUGGAAAGCCAAAAAAGAAAGAAUUUUCCUGGUUUUUUCCCCAAAUUAAAAUGGAGAGAGACAAAGAAGUCCUCCCUCCCCUUCCCAGUUUCCUCCCCUCCCUGUACACGCCUCAGCAUCCUGGGGCUACUUAACAAUAGCAAUAGUUCUAGUGAAUGUGUGAAACCGAGAAACACUCUGUACUGUGUGCGGACCCGCAGUGACGGCCAGUAAAGUGGACUUAACUCCCGAGUGUGUCGAGCCGACACCGGGCCCUGAACAUGCUGCUUCCAUGUUCAGUCCCUCCCUGCUUCUCCCCUCCUCUCGCUCAUUCUUUUCUAACUCCUCCUCCCUAUUUUUAAGGUUUUGUCCUACCCAGUAAUGUAAAACUAUCGUGUACGGGUUCUUCCUCCCCAGUCUUUCUCCCUUAUGUGGAAAACAAAGUUCCCUGUCUUUCUGUCCUCAUCUUCUGCCGAUAGUUAACCCUCUACGGUGUUGGUUCCUCCUCCCAUGCUGAGUUUCUGUGAGUCUCUAGCCUUUUCUGAAGCUCAGUGGCUGGGGAGUGGGCAGGCAGGCAGCGCCCUUCCCCUGCUUCCCAGACCUCCCUCUUGGGAACUCCUCAGGGACAACUACUGCUGAGUUUGAGUGCUCCUCCGAGAUGGGGACCAGGUAGCAAUUGACUGGCCUCGGAGAGAGGAGAGAGAGGUGGGUGCGUGUGUGUGUGUGUGUGUGUGUGUGUGUGUGUGUGCGCGCGCGUGUGCGCGCGCGCGCGCGCGCGCAUGAGAAUUGUAAUUGUGAUCCUGUAGUGUGAUGGGACCCAUUGUUCCCCACAUGUGUUCACUCCUGCCUUCCCAUUGUUCCACACCAUCACCUUUUGUCUUUGGGAAAACACAGGAACUAUUUGGGGACAAGGCUGUCUCUCCUCAUGGUCAUUUCUUUUCCAGCCUCUUCAAAGUGUGCAAUCUUUUCAGCAGGAACUCUCUCUCUCCUCUCACUAGCUUUGAGUCUUGAGUUUUUGCUGGGAGAGGGGUAGAACUGGAUCUUUACUAAACCAUGAGUAUCUGGGUUUGGCUGUGUUUUCCUUCAUCAUACCUACUUCAUAUCCCAGGACCCCUUUCUUCCCCAGCAGCAGAGACCCUGGAGCACAGGAUGGGCAGAGAGGAGUAUCUGGGUCUACCACUGCCCUGUGUGUGACUAAGCCAGGUUAGCCCGCAGCAUGAGAGGACAGCUGCUAACUCCGAGCUGUAGCCAUGGGCCACUGGCCCUGCUCUCCUGCUCAGCCGAGCCCCUCCCAUCAGAAAUUACGGGUACUUGCACUGGGGAGGUGGCUGCUAGCUGGCCUGCGCAGAGAGCUGAGGCAUCCAAGCAAUGUGGUGGGUGGGUGGAGGGUGCCAGGUGAGGUGUAGCAUUCCUUGUACUCCAGCAGUACUGAAGGGUGGGGCAGCGCAGGUUCCUGGGCAGCCCUGACCCCUCAACCCACCCUCACCGCACUCCUGUUGCCUAUUUCUAAAGUCGCCUUUUCUGUCGAUGAACCUCAAAACUUAAUUUUAUUUGAGAUUUUUUUCUUUUAAAUAAGAGGUGGAUUGAAGAAUAUUUGAAUUGACUUUAUAUUAUGCAUAAAUAUUUAUAUUUUAUCUAAAUAACUGCGCUGUAACAAACUAUGUGUUAGUCAGAUGUUUGGAACUGUUUCCCCUGGCAUAAAAUGUACUGGAGUCAUUCGUUAUUGGAGGUGAGGCAGGAGGGAGAGUGGAGCCUCGGCCCUGCCUUGUGCUCCUCUCCCGGCCCACCUCUGCCCCUGGGGACCAGGCGCUCUGAAGGAGGAGGUCCCAGACUUGAUUUGAAGAAAUGGGGGCAGAAGGGAUUGUGGGGCAGGACGUGAUCAAAGGGGCCAUUUCUUUCUUUUCUUUCCUCAUCUUCACCGCCCCUUGAGCUAGGUGGAUUUUUCUCUUGUUGACAAAGAGUAUUUGGUAGGGAAAGCAGGUUAAAAAUAAAGACAGCCCUCCCUUGCCCUUUGUGUCCCCUCCCCGGUGACAGCAAGAAACCAGUUUCCAUGUUCCUUUUACAACAAAAGGGACUUUUUAUAUAACCAAAUGUGGUGUUUUAGUGACUUUUUGAUAAUGUACAGUUUUUUGUGAAUUUAAAUUUAUUUCUUUCUAUAUUUUUAGGACCAAUCUCAUUUUUAAUAAGGUUUAAAAAAAAGGAAAAAAAAUCUAGAGAAAAAAAACUCGUUUUUUGCCAUGUGAUGUUCCACAGGUGCAGCUGUAGAAAAGUGCUUGUCAUGGAAUAAAAACCACAUUUGAUAAAGA